UUGCCGAUCUUGUGUUACUGUAGUCGGAGGGGAUCGCCGAAGAGGGGCGUCGCGAUGAGGGGGGCGAAGCGGCCGAUCCACGCUCUGGCGGCAUGGGUGAGGCGGCAGCCGCCGAAGGUGAAGGCUUUCCUCGGCGUGGUGGCGGGCAUGGCGGCGCUCGUCUUCCUCCGCUUCAUCGUCCACGACCACGACAACCUCUUCGUCGCCGCCGAGGCCGUCCACGCCAUCGGCAUCUCCGUACUCAUCUACAAGCUCUCCAAGGAGCGGACCUGCGCCGGACUUUCAUUGAAGUCUCAGGACUUAACAGCUUUGUUUUUAGCUGUCAGACUGUAUUGCAGCUUUGUUAUGGAAUAUGAUAUGCACACAGUGUUAGAUACCGCCACACUUGCUACUACUCUUUGGGUUAUUUACAUGAUACGGUUUAAACUGAAGUCGAGUUACAUGGAGGACAAGGACAACUUUGCUAUAUAUUACGUGGCAGUGCCUUGUGCUUUGUUAGCCCUUGCAGUUCAUCCUUCAACCUCACAUAAUAUCUUCAAUAGAAUUUGUUGGGCCUUUUGUGUUUAUUUGGAAGCUGUGUCAGUGUUGCCCCAGUUACGUUUAAUGCAGAACACCAAGAUUGUAGAACCAUUCACGGCUCACUAUGUUUUUGCCUUGGGGGUUGCAAGAUUUCUCAGUUGUGCUCAUUGGGUCCUUCAGGUCCUGGACACUCGGGGACGCUUGUUGACAGCUUUGGGUUAUGGUUUGUGGCCGUCAAUGGUUCUUCUUGCCGAAGUUGUUCAAACUUUCAUCCUUGCUGAUUUCUGUUAUUAUUAUGUGAAGAGUGUUUUUGGUGGACAACUGGUGCUACGGCUUCCGUCCGGUGUAGUGUGAUCUUCCACAGGACGCCUGGUGCAUAUGAAUUCUUUGUGCAUAGUGUAAUUCCUCUUCUCGCAAAACUAGUGACCACUAUGGAUUCUCACUUGUGAUUUAUUAGACCUUAAAUAGUGGGUAGAGUUUGGUUGUUACCUGUCUGUCGGUGCUGUGUAGAGCAUCAUGUGAACUAUUACAGGAUACUAUAUGCUUGCAAAAGACUUCCUGGGUAGCUUCAUCCUUGUAAACUUGUCACGUCAAGCUUGUGCCCUUUGUGCUAUGUCUUCAACAUGGCUUGGCUCCAUUUUUCUUUCGUGUUUAAAGCUGAUUGUGAAUUGAAUUUAUCAUGUAUCUACGAAGCAAAUUUCUUU
Musa acuminata subsp. malaccensis (wild Malaysian banana) is the source of this 1223-nucleotide messenger RNA. RefSeq lists its product as uncharacterized. Gene Ontology annotation, biological process: protein retention in ER lumen; endoplasmic reticulum to Golgi vesicle-mediated transport. The record is from RefSeq and is a predicted model, not a curated record. Lineage: Eukaryota; Viridiplantae; Streptophyta; Magnoliopsida; Zingiberales; Musaceae. Gene Ontology annotation, molecular function: ER lumen protein retrieval receptor activity. Gene Ontology annotation, cellular component: membrane; endoplasmic reticulum; cis-Golgi network.